This is a messenger RNA of Cucurbita pepo subsp. pepo (vegetable marrow), 3028 nucleotides long. It is a transcript of the gene ADC2, whose product is annotated as arginine decarboxylase 2. Lineage: Eukaryota; Viridiplantae; Streptophyta; Magnoliopsida; Cucurbitales; Cucurbitaceae. Gene Ontology annotation, biological process: L-arginine catabolic process; spermidine biosynthetic process. The record is from RefSeq and is a predicted model, not a curated record. Gene Ontology annotation, molecular function: arginine decarboxylase activity.
UCAUUCUAACCUCGUUUAUUAGACACAUUCUAUCGUCUCUCCGAGGGCUCUCCAUUUCUUCCCGUUAGGUUUCCGUUUGUUCUUCUUUUUCUCCGCCUUUUUACCGGAAAAUUUGCCGGAAAGUCUGUUUGUUGAAGCAAUUGCUUCCUCUUCUGUUUUGUUUUUCGUCUUUUGUUGAAUCCCUGGUUUGAAUUUUGGUGUGGAUUCUUUGAUUUCCAGAUCUGCAUGGUGAAGAGCGGUUUCGGUGUUUGAUGUUUGAUUUGGUUUUGAAUUCGUAGCUUGAUUUUUGUGUUUGUUGUUAUCAAAUUCUUCUUCUGAGCGGAUCGCGGUGGGAUAUUGGAAGUGUAUAGGGGAGCGCGGUGGAUUUGACGGUGGAAAUAGCUACUUUUUUUGCUUCUUUUGAGGGGGUAGCCGGGGCCUCGGCCUCGGCGGGUUUUAAAGCCCCCACUUGGACGAACUCUGAAUUUACCAUUCCUUUUUCUUAACAAUUUCUCUAACUAAUCUUUUCGUUUUUUAAUUUUUCCGUCUCCAUUUUCUUAUUCUUUUCUUGAUCCGUCGUCGGAGAGAUGCCGGCCCUAGCUUAUUGCGUGGAAGCUGCUGCAGCUCCUCCUCCUGGCUGCGCUUUUGCUGGGGAUAGCUCUCUUCCGUCGCCGGUCUUAUUUUCCGGCGGACCUCCGGAGACUACCAUCUUCACCUCUCCCGCUGCUGCUCCCAUUUCUGAAAAUCCCUCUUGGUCUCCUUCUCUGUCUUCCUCCCUUUACAAGAUCGAUGGAUGGGGUGCCCCUUAUUUCUCUGUCAAUGGCUCUGGGAACAUGACCGUUCGUCCUUACGGUACAGCCACCUUGCCCCAUCAGGAGAUUGAUCUCUUGAAAAUUGUGAAGAAGGCUUCAGAUCCGAUUAGCUCUGGUGGGCUUGGCUUGCAGCUUCCUCUUAUUGUGCGCUUUCCUGAUGUGCUUAAGAACCGUUUGGAGUCUCUCCAAUCGGCAUUUGAUUGUGCUAUUCAAUCUCAGGGAUAUGGGUCUCAUUACCAGGGCGUUUAUCCGGUCAAAUGCAACCAGGACAGGUUCGUUGUUGAAGACAUCGUGAAAUUCGGUUCUCCUUUCCGUUUCGGUCUUGAGGCUGGAUCGAAACCGGAGAUACUCCUGGCAAUGAGCUGUUUGUGCAAAGGGAAUAGAGAUGCCUUUUUGGUGUGCAAUGGUUUCAAGGAUGCGGAGUACAUUUCUCUGGCUCUUAUUGCUAGGAAGCUCGCUUUGAACACUGUGAUUGUGCUUGAACAAGAGGAAGAGCUUGAUUUGGUUAUUGAUUUGAGUAAAGCGCUCUUUGUUCGCCCUGUGAUCGGCAUGCGUGCGAAGCUAAGAACCAAGCAUUCUGGUCAUUUUGGGUCUACAUCAGGCGAGAAAGGGAAAUUUGGUCUUACGACCACACAAAUUCUUCGUGUGGUUAGGAAGCUUAAACAGGCUGAUAUGCUUGAUUGUCUUCAAUUGCUCCAUUUUCAUAUCGGUUCCCAGAUCCCCUCCACCGCGUUACUCACUGAUGGCAUUAGCGAGGCUGCUCAAAUCUAUUGCGAAUUGGUUCGUCUCGGUGCCAACAUGCUAGUUAUCGACAUUGGAGGUGGUCUUGGUAUUGACUAUGACGGGUCGAAGUCAGGGGAUUCUGAGUUAUCUGUUGCUUAUGAACUCGAAGAGUAUGCCUCUACCGUUGUUGAUGCAGUCCGCUGUGUAUGCGACCGUAGGGCCGUUAAGCACCCGAUAAUUUGCAGUGAAAGUGGCCGAGCAAUCGUCUCUCAUCACUCUGUUCUGAUAUUUGAGGCUGUUUCUGCUAGCUCUUAUGAGGUCCCAUCCAUGAGCCCAAUUGAACGUCAGUAUCUUGUCGAUGGACUGACCGAUGAUGCCCGUAUCGAUUAUCAGAACCUUUUGACUGCAGCUUAUAUGGGUGAGUACGAGGCGUGCUUGCUAUAUGCAGAUCAAUUGAAGCAAUGCUGCGUUGAUAAAUUCAAGGAUGGGUGUUUGGGAAUGGAAGAACUAGCUGCGGUAGAUGGACUUUGUGCCCUUGUUUCAAAGGCAAUUGGAGAGGUUGAUGCUGUAAGAACUUACCAUGUAAACCUCUCCAUUUUCACCUCUAUCCCAGAUUUCUGGGGUAUUGACCAGCUGUUUCCGAUUGUCCCUAUUCAUCGUCUCGAUCAGAGACCAUCAGUGAGGGGCAUUCUGUCCGAUCUAACCUGUGACAGUGACGGUAAGAUCGAUAGGUUUGUCAAUGGUGAGUCAAGCUUGCCGUUGCACGAGCUCGAAGGCAACAGCAGUUUAUCAGGUGGAGGUGGGCGAUACUAUCUUGGGAUGUUUCUAGGUGGGGCUUAUGAGGAGGCUCUCGGUGGUGUUCACAACCUGUUUAGUAGCCCGAGCGUGGUUCGGGUAAUGCAGAGCGAUGGACCACAUAGCUUUGCAGUCACUCGCACUGUGCCUGGGCCAUCAUGUGCGGAUAUCCUCCGAGUAAUGCAGCACGAGCCCGAGCUCAUGUUUGAGACCCUCAAGCAUCGAGCUGAGGAGUUUGGGCAGGAGGAGGAUGAUGUUGGAGGCAUUGCCAAUAGCUUGGCCAUGUCCUUCCGCAACAUGCCUUAUUUGGCUAGCGCAUCUUCCUGCACCAAUGGUGCUGGCGAUGCCGAGCAGUGGACUUACUGCUAUGCUUGAUGAAUAAUGUUUGAAGGUUUAGUCGUUAGCCACAUCCCUAAAUAAGCUAUUGGUCUGUUUUCGUUGUCGUUGUCGUCGUCGUCGUAGGUCCGUCGAUGUAGUUCGGAAAAAGAAAAAGUACCUUUUUUUUUUUUUGUUCUUUGGCUUGUUGCAAAGGGUUAUGAGAGCACAGCAACAGCAGCUAAGCUCCUCUUCCUUUGGCUUUAUUUUUGUUUAGAUCAGAGAGAGGGGAUUAGAACACCCGAAUCCACCCUUUUGUUAAUUCGGGAUCUUGAAUCUCUCUUGGUUAUAUCACUGUGUACAACUUUUAAGAAGCUGUCAAUGGCUGUUUUUCUUUUCAGAUC